AUGGAGUUCGUUAGUUGUAUUACCAUGGUUAAUGAAAAAGAGGAAUAUAGGGAAGAUGCUGAAAGUGGUCUCUGCAAAAUCCAGAUCGAGGAAGAUGCAGUGUUAGAAGCGAUAGAUGAAGCUAAGCUUUCAAAAUUAAAGGUGGACAGCUUGUUAGUGAGCGAGGGUACAGAGAUUUUUUCCAAAACUGGUUUGGGAAUUGAUGAUGUGCGAGUCUUUAUUGGAGAAAAUAUCAAUGAAGAGUCCAAGAAAUAUGUGUGGUACGAAUUGCUCAAAAUGUUGACUGGGCAUAAGAUAUAUGUUGCCCCGCUAGAUAAUAAAAUUACGUUUUCCAAAUGGACGUGUAGAAUACAAGAUGACAAGGUAUGGAAAGUGGUUAUGGAAUUGGAAUCAUCGGCGAUUAUAAGAAAAAUUGCAGAAUUUAAUUUAUGCCCAGUUAAAAAUGGGGAGGCUGACUUAUUUGCAAUGGCUGAUAAACUGUAUCAAGAUAUUUGUUGUGUAAACGAUUCAUACAGAAACAUGAAGAAAAGUGAUUUGCGUAAUAGAAGCCGAGUUAAGGAACUAGUUCAAGAAAGGGAACUUUUGGAUAAGCUUUUGGAAGAACGUGAUAACAAAACGAGAGCUAUUGUGGUGACCCUAUUGAAUGAGAAAAAGAAGAAAAUACGAGAACUGAAUGAGGUUUUGCGGCGUAAUAAUAUUAAAGUGUGUGGCGAUGAUAUUCCAGAUUCUGAACUCAUUAAUAUGGAAGUGGCAAAACCAAUCUCUGAGUUAAAUUCUCCAGGUAAGAGGUUGAAACGAAGAAGGAUGAUGGAAUCCCAAAAUCUAAAUGAAAAGUUGGGAAUUGCAAACCAGAUGAAGUCACAUAGCAUAUCUCCGAUUGCAAAAGAAGACGAUGAUUUCGAUGAUUUCCAAUUUUUUGGGAUUACUAAAAGGUCAAGUAGCGCUAAAAACGACAAACUCAGUGAAAAGGAAGAUGACAGUUUCUCAUUCAGGAACGAUACAAGAUCAGUAAGUUCUCUAUCAGAUAAUACAAAUGAAGAUGAUCAAGAACAUUUAGUUUCCUUAGACGGAAAUAACAUUCAAUCUUCGAUCUUCCAACCAAUCGAAGAGCAUGGCAAGGUUUCUGGGUCUGGGUCUGGGUCUGCAACUGGAACUGAUUCCAGUACAGAAAAAGUAAGGGACCCUAAUCAUGAUAGGCAUAGUAAUAAUGGAAAUGAAUCCGAUCUAGGCUCAGAGCAAGAAACAGAUAUAGAGGAAGACUAA
Molecule: messenger RNA, 1263 nt
Organism: Saccharomyces eubayanus
Lineage: Eukaryota; Fungi; Ascomycota; Saccharomycetes; Saccharomycetales; Saccharomycetaceae
Gene: LIF1
Product: Lif1p
Exons: 1
Coding region: 1-1263 (420 amino acids)
Source: RefSeq, a predicted model, not a curated record